CGAGCCACAGAAAUAACUAACAGAACAGAACAGAAUCGAAUCCGGUUGCCGGUCCACAUCAACGCCUAAAAGCUUUCAGCCCCAAAUAAACUAUACAAAUUAAACAAAUUAUUAGCUUGUGAGCAGCGAGAAACAGAACAAAAAUGAAGCUGUUGUUCGGUUUGCUGAUGACCGUGCUAGCCCUUAGCGGAGUUUUCACAUUGCCAGCUCGCAGCGACCCGCAGGACGAUGCAGAGGAAAUUAAAGUACCAUCACGCCUUCAGCCCGAAUCGGAUUUCCAUAACUUCCACGGCGUCAUCGAUACCGGCUCUGGUUAUCCCUUCCUUCAGCCGAAUCCUUCGUCCUUUAAUGUGGGCUUCUUCGACUCCUUCGAUGAUCUCUUCCGCCGUCUGCGCACCCGUCUCUGGCCUGUGAUUGGCAGCGAUUCUGGUGAGAAUGGCGCUCGUCCGACUGGCGACUCUGACGAUUCCAGUGACGGCAGUGGAGCAGGCUUUUCAUUCGGAGUGCGUCCUUUGAUUCCGCUGGAUUCCAAGAACGGCAACACUACCUCCACCAUUAAGGUUGUCGAUGGCCAUAAGGUUGAGAUCAACGAGACGGUGUAUGGUGAUAGCAACAGCGUUUUCAAGGUCCGCUUGGUGAACGUGCGUCCUCUGGAGAGCGGCGAGGAGGUGGCCCAGGGAGUGCACACCAGUGGAGGUGGCUUCCAGCCGGUGUUGAAUCCCGUCACCUCUGCCCCACCCAAGAAGGUGGAGGAGGCCGACGAGGAGGACGAGGACGAUCGCCGCGAGCCGCUGGAGAAGCAGACGGAGGAUAACGAGGUGCGCGACAUUGAUGAGCCCCAGUCCACAACACCAACAACCACAAGUUAUACCACAAAUCCUCACACCAGCUCACCCAUAGACUCCGAAUUCGAAGCAUCCGAUAUCAGUGAGGAUAUAGCGGAGUCCCUACCGAAAGAACAAAAGAACACCAUGGAUCAGCUGCAGCAAAUGAUGGAAGCCGUGCAAAAGGAGAUCACCCAUGAGGAGGAACUGGAGCAGGAGCACGAGGACAAGGAGUACUUGGAGAAGAAAGAGAAGAAGGAGCGCGAAGAAUUCAAUUCCUCGGACGAUGAGGACGCCGAGUCUACAACUCCGGUCGUGAUGAGCGACACCUUCAACGAUGAGUGGGCCGAAUUCGAUCAGGAUCAAGAGCGAGAUCACGAGACUGAGGAUCAGGAGCCCGAAUUGGACAUUGAAAACGAUCUGAACAACGAGAUCGAUAUCGAGGAGAACUUUGUGCCCAUUGACCUAUCCAACGAUAUAGCCGUCAACGAUGUGGCUGCCGCAGAUCCCCAUUUUCCCAUUAACACCGAUGCCGAGUUCAUUGUGCACCCAGCUGUGGUUAGAACUAUGCCCAUGUUCGAAAAGCUUUCUUUAGGAGAGCCUGCGAAAUGAGGAUUCUGAAUCCCAAAUAGUCUAGGCAUGUUCUUUAAUCUUAACUCCAUAGCUUGUAAACCUAAAGCAAUGAUAUCUCUGAGAGAUGGCCGGCACUCACUUCAUCCUUAAUUUAUCUUAUUUAUUUUCACAGAGAACGAGUAUUAUGUGUGCAAAGUGGCAUUGGAAAUUAUUUAUUGUUAAAGUACCAGAAAUCAAAAAUAAAUUUAUUAAUAUAAAUAAGCCUUUCGAGAAUAGGUUAAAUUUAUAAUGAAGUGAAAUAAAAUAUAAAUUAUAAAAAUGAACGCCCUUAAUAUGAAAAUUUCAGCUGAGCAGAUUAUUCCAUCUUGAUAUGGUCUUGAUUCAAUCUGAACAAAUUAAUUGAUUAACCAAUUUUACCCAGAGCUCACAAAGCUUUAAAAAAUGUGCAGCAUAUUUUCAGGCUUUUGGUGGAGAUUUCAGUGGUUUAAAUUGAAUACGAAUACGGGCAUAAAAUGCUUGAUAGGCAUUAUAUGCCUCAUUAGUUUUCACUGCAUUAAAUAAAAACACUAGUUAAUUAUUUUUUCCGUACUAUGCAUCGGGGUAAUUAAUUGUGGUCAACUUAUGGUUAACUUAAUUGCCUGUUAUUCUUUUGUCAAAGAGCUUAUUAAUUGCUGAAUUAUAGCCUCGGAAAAUUAUCCGAAAAAUCAUCCGAUUGUCCUUGCAAAUGACCAAUUCCUUGCAUAUUGAAAUGAUCUGAGAAUAGUGAAUAUAUGGAAAAUCAAGGUAUAUCACUCUUGACUCAAUCAAGAAAUACAUAUUAAUAUUCCAUCAAACUAAAUUCUUUGAACCGUUUGAACAAAAAGAAUAAGAGUCUAUAUAGGAUGCCAUUGUGCUUUGAAAAUGUCAGUACUUUUUGAAAAUAAUUGCACGAAUAAAGCGAAAUUGAAGCGUGAA
Messenger RNA from Drosophila yakuba, 2351 nucleotides. RefSeq names its product glutamic acid-rich protein (gene vir-1). The coding region runs from base 144 to 1436 and encodes 430 amino acids. NCBI's taxonomy places the organism in Eukaryota, Metazoa, Arthropoda, Insecta, Diptera, Drosophilidae. The transcript is spliced from 6 exons. The record is from RefSeq and is a predicted model, not a curated record.